AUGAAAGGCCUGCUGCUGCUUACCUUAUCUUCUUUGCUCUGCUGGGUCUCAGCUCACAUUCGCUGUCACUCCUGCUACAGGUCCUGUGUGAACCAGUAGUACUGCCACCUGAAACAAGGACACAAAUGCCUAACCACAAAUUGUACCUCUGUAAUAUUCCCCACUUUCUGGGGAAAGAUGUGGGUUUUCUCCAACCCUCGCUGUGGCACUACUGAAAAGGCCUGUCGAGACACCUUCAACCAAGCCAGCCGCAAGCUGUGCCUGACCUAUAACACAAUCUGCUAUGACAAGGACAGGUGCCACAGGCCAGCCCUUUGGCCUACCCCAGCCCUGGCCCCAGUCCUCCUCACCUCCUUGGCUGGCCUUGGCCUCUGUUUGCUGCACUGA
Molecule: messenger RNA, 387 nt
Organism: Artibeus jamaicensis (Jamaican fruit-eating bat)
Lineage: Eukaryota; Metazoa; Chordata; Mammalia; Chiroptera; Phyllostomidae
Gene: LY6G6C
Product: lymphocyte antigen 6 family member G6C
Cellular component (GO): protein-containing complex; external side of plasma membrane
Source: RefSeq, a predicted model, not a curated record